GGUAAUUCCAUUACCCUGGCCCCCACAGCUAUGUGUUCGGUUCCUUCAUGACCUGUGUAUGGAGCACAUGGCUGAACCGAGAUACAGCGGCUUCUUACAUCAAACCUAUAGCUCCUACUAGUUGUGUUCUCUACUCCUUCUCUGUUCCCUUCCCUUCCAAAUAAGAAGAGUUCAAAGUCUACCGCUGUACUCUCACCAUUCUCAUCGUGUAACCGAGUAACCCGCGGGAGCACCUGGCGCGCAAUCCGGUACACUUGUUUAUCCUCUCUUCCCCCGCCGACAGAGGCCUAAACUACACUAUACCCAUCGCUACUGGAUCGGGGAGACUUCUUUUAACUCAACUUGGACUUUAUUCUGAAGCUUAAAAGGCUACUCUGUCAAAUACCGAGCGGCCGCCCUCUAAAGCUACUCUUAAGCCUUAUCUUCUGGCCCCGGUGUUGUUUACUCAUCUCUCUCUCUCUCUUCUCUGACUGUCAUGCAAGCUCUCCAUCGUGUCAAUGGAGUAGUAUCUUCAGGUCUUCCUUCAUCAGUCAUACAGUCAGGCACCAGUGAUAGACAUCAAGAUAAAGUUGUCGUGGUGCCAUCAAUAAAUGGCACCAAUCUACCAGCUAAUAACAAUAACAGCAUUGGAUCAACCAACACUGACAUUUUGACUCUGAGCAGACUAGCAUCUUUAUCAAAGACUUUAAACCAGCCGCCAGGAGGAGGGGGGACAAUUGUGGGUACUCUCAAGGGAGGGGUACUAAUGGGAGGAGGGGAAACGUCCCGCGGCGAGGGAGGAGGAGGUAUGGCAGGCCAACACAAGCUGAACAACAGUCAUCUUCAUCGUAGCUCGAUGACCAAGAACAUGAAGACUGAGGCUACACCAUCAAAUACUACUAAUAAUAAUGGACUUGAUAACAACCAGAUCUUGUCUUCAUCAAUCGGGAGAGAUGGUCAAGUACAGAACUUUAUCAAAAGACACUGCUGCUCUGUCAUAGACACUAGGUCCUCUCGUCUCUCUAGUGCCCAGUCAGGUCUUGAGAAUAGAGUAAGAGCUUCCCUUAAGACUCUUAGAUCCUCUCAGUUGCGUAUGAGUCACGCCCACACCCUUAACGAACUAAUCUCUCAUAAGAAAGGACCCGAAGUUGAAGAAGAGGUUACUCCUCUAUUGCUAACUGUUGACGGUUCCAGCAAUACCAGUUUCAAUUCUAGCAUUGAUAGUAGUAGCAAUGGAUCUUUACUGGCUCCUCCUCCUUCCCUUCCUUCGAAUGGUAAAGUCUCUUCUGCCCUACAGCAACACCUCCAUUGUUUAGAGUCGCUCAUCGAUGAAGAAGCAACUGACACCAGUUCUGAUGAGGAAGAAGAAAUGGAGGCUCUGCCUAGAAAUGGAAAGACAAAGAGCAAAAAUGAUAGAUAUAUAAGGAAACUUGCCGUCAAGCAAAGAUGGGAGAAGGACAGAGCCCAGUUAGGUGCCAGGUGGGCCUGGCUCUGUCACCAGAUAUUGACUCUGAAUCAAAAACUUUAUCAGUUGGACUCGAGGAUACAAACACAGGACCCAAAGGAGACAGUACAACUCACGCCCCAUAACCCACCUCCCUCUCCCCUCAAUCUUCCCAACUGUGUCUGCGGGUUACAAAAUGGCCACAGCGAUCAUAAGGUCUCAGGGGGGCAGCCCCCCCAGCGAGGCAACGGCUCGACGCUUCUCUCCAAGCCGCCACUCGGGGGUAAAGUGAACGGGGGUGUCACGUGUUCGUGUCAGUUUCGUCAGAUGUUGCUCUCAAACCAGUCAUUAAUGAUGAGUCAUCCUCUUCAAGUUGGGGAUCUUGUCGGGUGUUCGUUCCCUGUUCUUGUCAUGGAUGAGGCGAAUCAGGUCUCAGCUAGGACCCGUGGAACUCACCGGGCGCCUAAGAGGAAGCUUGUGAGAAUGAAAGAAAAGAGACAGGAGAGGAGAAAGGGGAAGAGGUCAGGCUGUUCUACCGUUGAUGAGUCUUACCAUCCUCAUCUCUCACAGGAAGGAGAUGUGCCGUCUAAUGUCUGGUUGGAUUCGUCAUUACAUCAAGUCCUUCAAGAGCAUUCAUAUGCUUCUCUUCCACUACCUAAGAAGCGUAAAGUAUCAGCUGCAGCCACUACAACAGCUGCUUCUAAUAGCUGUAGUACCGUUACUAAUCUGUUUGAUCAUGCUGCUACCAUCAAUCAUUCAUUACUGAGAUUAGAAAGGAGCAAGUCUUUCUCUCCCUCUCCUUCUCCCCUUGAUGUGUCCUCUUCUAUUGGAGAGAAAGGUAUACCACGAAAGAGACACAGUGCCAAUUCGUUUGAUGACUCCUCCCAUCCUGUCACGCCCACCUCACUAAUGAAGAAAAAGAAAGGCGUGACCACACCCCAAUACGACAUCAAUAACAUAGUCAUACCUUACUCCAUCCUAUCCACUACUACGAGGCUUGAGAAACUCGAGUACAAGGAGAUUAUAACUCCAAAGUGGCGUAAAGUGUCAUCGCAUCCAGCUCAUCCCCUGCCUCCUCUACCUAACGGAGAGCACAUGGAGACUGAGCAGAAGGCUGAAGGAGUGAAGGAGAAUGGCGUUGUGAGGAAUGGUGGAGAGAGUGUUCAACAAAAUGGUGACAAGGAGACCGUGAACUGUGACAAUGAGAUUGAGAGCGAUGAGGAGGAUGAUUCUGAUGCUGUAUUCGCUAUAAGGCACGACAGGUGUGAAGCCAAAGAGCGUAACCGCUACCUCAAUUUUGUCACAGGCAAUCGUAAAAGACCACGUCCGUCCCAACUCUCGUCUACCCCUGACUCUGGCUCCCUCUCUCCUUCCUUUCCCAGCACUCCUCCUCCUCCUGUAGAGAGGGUCGAGAGAGUACCUCAAGUCCCCCCAUGGUCCCCACGGAAGUUCCCACUAGCUGGUAAAGACCUCGAUUAUCUUACGAAAGCCGCACCUGUCCCGCCCCCUCUCAUUAAAAAGGUUAUUCAAUAUGUUCCUGUCUUGGAUUACUCUCGUAUGUCAUCCUCGCCCUCUCCCCUACCAAACCACGCCCCUUCAACCCCGCCCCCUCUUCUAACGAGCCCCAUUGCAUCAGAAGGUACGGAUGAGUGUCCGUUAUCCAACUCCCAGUGGAUGGCCACUACUCACGUGAAGCAUUUAGAUCAACCCCCUACUGCUUCAUCUUCCGGUAUCAUAUUGAAGUUAUCAAAGCCGAAACAAGCAGCUGUUUAAUAGCACAUGUAACAAAGAAAACUAGAGGAUUCAUACAAUUCGUGUUUGUUAUAUCUCUGUACCCUACUGACUCAGCUAUUGUAUAAUCGUAGAAGAGUUAACACUGCAUUUGUAACACUAUUGCAGUGUUAUUGGACUAUUGUAACACUGCAUUUCAUUACCUUUUCAUUGUGGACUGGAAUCUUUUUGAUUGGCAUAGAACACACUCUCUCCUAUACACUAUACAGCAUUGUUUAUUAUUAUUAUUAUUAUUAUUAUUAUUAUUAUUAUUACAUUAUUAUUAUUAUUAUUGUGACCCAAUAUUGUGACCUGUUAAGUUGUUGAAUAUCAUUGUCCUUUUGUUUGAUGAUUCAACUUGCUACGUAGCCCCCUUCUUUCUUUUCUUUCUAUAAUAUUUCUCUUUCCCCAUUUA
Amphimedon queenslandica is the source of this 3608-nucleotide messenger RNA. RefSeq names its product KAT8 regulatory NSL complex subunit 1-like. The record is from RefSeq and is a predicted model, not a curated record. Bases 476 to 3196 code for a protein of 906 amino acids. The transcript is spliced from 7 exons. Gene Ontology annotation, molecular function: histone acetyltransferase binding. NCBI's taxonomy places the organism in Eukaryota, Metazoa, Porifera, Demospongiae, Haplosclerida, Niphatidae. Gene Ontology annotation, cellular component: NSL complex.